AUGUCGUUUUCAAUCACAGAGCUAGAUAAUACGGUUCGGGCCUUCUAUGAAGGGAAAGGUGAUGUUCAAAAACAAGCCGAAUAUGCCUUGACUGAGUUCAAGCAAAAUCCCGAUGCAUGGCUCGUCGUCGCAGACAUCCUUCAACAAUCCGGAUAUGUCUACACGAAAUAUCUCGGUUUACAGGUAUUGGAUGAUCUUAUCACGACAAGAUGGAAUAUCCUUCCGCUUGUGCAACGUCAAGGUAUCCGCAAUUUUAUCUGCGAAUGCAUCAUCGAGCAUUCCAAUACGGAGGAGAAACUAAAGAAUGAAAGGGCAUUCCUUAACAAGCUCAAUCUCGUGCUGGUAUCCAUAUUGAAACAGGAUUGGCCGGAUAACUGGCCGAAUUUCAUCAAAGAGAUCACCGAGGCAUCGCCUGCCAAUCUGUCUGUUUGUGAAAAUAACAUGGCCAUAUUCCGGCUGCUAUCGGAAGAAGUGUUCGAUUUCUCUCAGGACCAGAUGAUCUCCGAAAAGGCCAAGCGCCUGAAGACGGCGAUGUGCAAUGAAUUCCCUCUGAUUUUCAACCUCUUUUCCCAAAUUCUGGCAGAAGCGCACCAGAGCAGUCUCAUCAAAGCCACGUUAGAAACAUUACUUCGCUUUUUGAACUGGAUUCCGCUAGGAUAUGCCUUCGAUCAGAAGAUCAUCAGCAAAUUGCUUGAGAGGUUUUUGAUGGUGCCCGAUUUCAUGAACUUGACACUCAAGUGUCUAACAGAGAUUGGGAGUGUGCAAAUUGGGUCGCAGUAUCUAUUUGACGAGACGCUUGUGCAGAUGUUUACGAAUACAAUGGUGAAGGUAUCGGAAAUGAUCCCCUCGCCGAUGGAUCUCAAGCAAACAUAUGCCACAAGCAACUCUCGUGAACAAGAGUUUAUUCUGAAUUUAACCCUCUUCCUUUGUAACUUCUUCAGCGUUCACCUAAAUCUCCUCGAAAAACUACCCGAUACCAAUAUCCUCAUCCGUGCGCAUUAUUACCUUAUCUGCAUUAGCAAGAUCGAUGACAGGGAAAUUUUCAAGAUCUGCCUCGAGUACUGGACAAAGCUAGUGCAGGAAUUGUAUGAGGAAAUGCAACAGCUCCCGAUCACAGAUAUCAACCCCUUAGUCAAUAUGGGCGUCAGCGGCCUUUCGAAUGGAGGGGCUCCGAAUCCUAGCACCCUAGCCAACUACCCCCUCCGAAAACACAAAUAUCAGGAGGUCCUAUCAGAGCUGAGGGUAGUGAUGAUAGAGAAGAUGGUGAGGCCUGAGGAAGUUCUAAUCGUGGAAAAUGAUGAGGGUGAAAUUGUGCGUGAAUUCGUCAAAGAGAGUGACACCAUUCAACUCUACAAGACCACGCGGGAGUGUCUGGUAUACCUGACCCAUUUGGACGUGGUGGACACUGAAAACAUUAUGGCGGAUAAAUUGGCCAAGCAAGUGGACGGCUCCGAAUGGUCAUGGGCGAACUGCAAUACGCUGUGCUGGGCGAUCGGCUCCAUAUCCGGCGCGAUGAAUGAGGAGACCGAAAAACGCUUUCUCGUCACCGUUAUCAAAGACCUGCUUGGCCUGACGGAAAUGAAACGGGGCAAAGACAACAAGGCUGUCGUGGCGAGUAAUAUCAUGUACAUAGUUGGACAGUAUCCUCGGUUUUUAAAGGCGCAUUGGAAAUUUUUGAAGACGGUAGUGAACAAGCUGUUCGAGUUCAUGCAUGAGACGCAUGAAGGUGUCCAGGAUAUGGCCUGCGAUACGUUUAUCAAAAUUGCCAACAAGUGCAAGCGCCAUUUCGUCGCUCUUCAACCUGGCGAGAGCGAGCCGUUUAUCGAAGAAAUCGUCCGAACUAUGCGGAAAAUCACCUGCGACCUCUCCCCACAACAAAUUCAUACCUUCUACGAGGCCUGUGGCUAUAUGAUUUCAGCGCAGGGCCAGAAGAGCCUUCAAGAUCGGCUGAUUGAGAACCUUAUGGCGCUUCCGAAUUCAGCCUGGGAUGCGAUUAUCAGCCAAGCCACGCAGAAUCCAUCCAUUCUGGAAGAUCCGGAGACCAUCAAGAUUAUUGGUAAUAUUAUGAAGACGAACGUUGCCGCGUGUUCGUCAAUUGGGAGUUUCUUCGACUCACAGAUAGGCCGUAUCUAUCAUGAUAUGCUCAAUAUGUAUAGAGCGACAAGCCCACUUAUAUCUGAUGCUGUUGCGAGGGGUGGAGAAAAUGCCACAAAAAUGCCCAAGGUUCGGGGCCUGCGGACGAUCAAGAAGGAGAUCCUGAAGCUUAUAGGCACCUACGUGGAAAAGGCAGACGAUUUGGAAAUGGUUAAUACCAAUAUGGUACCUCCUUUGUUGGAUGCUGUCCUUGUGGAUUACAACAACAAUGUUCCCGAUGCUCGGGAAGCUGAGGUCCUCAACGUUAUGACAACCCUCAUCCACAAACUUCAUAAUCUUAUGGACGACAAAGUUCCCCUUAUCAUGGAAUGUGUAUUCGCAUGUACGCAAGCAAUGCUGGACGCCGACUCCCACAAAUAUCCCGAACACUACGUGGAGCACUUCAAGCUCCUCCAGGCCAUUAAUCUUUACUGUUUCCCCUCCCUCAUACGACUCAGCGAAAACCAAUUCAAGUAUGUAAUCGAAUCGGUCGAGAAGGCGAGCAAGCAUGAUGACAGAGAGGUGGAAAAUACCGCCUUGACAAUAUUCCUUGAGCUGGUGAAUAAUAUGACCGAAACGGACCCUCAAAUAUCGAGCCAUUUCUUCAAGCAAUUUUACAUGCCUAUCCUUCAAAAUGUCUUUGCCGUUCUUACUGAUAGUAGUCAUAAAGCUGGGUUCAAAAACCAGGCUAUGCUUCUUUCUCGUAUGCUUUAUCUUGUCAAAAUCGACAAGAUCCCCGGGCGCAUACUUCCGGCGGAUGAAACGGACCAAAGUUCCAAUAGAGACCUCCUAACGGCAUAUUUGAAGAAGAAUCUUACGUUCCUGAAUCUAAAUCAAUCCCAAAUAGAUAAAUUCGUUGACGGCCUCUUUGAUUUCAACGACGAUUUCAACAAAUUCAAAACGCACCUUCGCGACUUCUUAAUCUCCCUAAAAGAAUUUGCUGGCGACAACGCCGAGUUAUAUGCCGAGGAGCGCGAGCAGGCGCUUCGAGACGCCAAGAUGGCCGAGCGGGAUCGGCAGAUGAAAGUUGGUGGACUGUUGAAGCCGGCUGAGAUGGAUCAGGAGGAGGAGUUGUGA
Histoplasma capsulatum G186AR is the source of this 3210-nucleotide messenger RNA. RefSeq names its product exportin KapK. Gene Ontology annotation, biological process: protein export from nucleus; ribosomal large subunit export from nucleus; ribosomal small subunit export from nucleus. NCBI's taxonomy places the organism in Eukaryota, Fungi, Ascomycota, Eurotiomycetes, Onygenales, Ajellomycetaceae. Bases 1 to 3210 code for a protein of 1069 amino acids. Gene Ontology annotation, molecular function: small GTPase binding; nuclear export signal receptor activity. The transcript has 11 exons. Gene Ontology annotation, cellular component: cytoplasm; nucleus. The record is from RefSeq and is a predicted model, not a curated record.